Messenger RNA from Drosophila mauritiana, 669 nucleotides. RefSeq names its product glycine-rich protein 5. The transcript has 2 exons. Bases 48 to 668 code for a protein of 206 amino acids. The record is from RefSeq and is a predicted model, not a curated record. Lineage: Eukaryota; Metazoa; Arthropoda; Insecta; Diptera; Drosophilidae.
UCUCAGCUUCGAUCAGAAUCUUAAAUCUAAUAAACUCAACUUCCAGAAUGAAGGUCUUUGUGUGCUUAUUGGUUUCCCUGGCUCUGGCCAACGCCGGUGGCCUCCGAGGCGGUGCAGGAGGCGGCUAUCUACCCGGUGGAGGACGUGGUGGUGGCGGCGGAGGAUUCGGUGGCCGCCCGGCUAUUGGAGCUGGCCUGGUGUCCCACGUCUCGCAGUCGCAGGGCAACACUAAGGUCCACAUCGGCGGUGGUUCCGCCGGCGGUGCUGGUGCUUACGGAGGUGGCGGCUAUGGCGGCGGUGCUGCCUCGUACGGCGGUGGAGCUGGUGCUGCCUUUGGCGGUGGUGCUGGAGCUUCCUACGGCGGUGGUGCAGCCUCUUAUGGCGGUGGACGCGGAUCUGGUGGAUGGCAAGGAGCUGGGGCUGGACGUGGUGGUGCUGGAGGAGCUGCUGGCUGGCAAGGUGCUGGAGCAGGUCGUGGUGGAGCAGGGGGCUGGCAGGGUGGUGCCGGAGGAGCUGGAGCUGGCAACGCCUGGGGCAACCCCGCUGAGUUCGAUUACACUGUCAACCACGCUUCCGGAGGUGCUGGUGGUGCAGGUGGGGCCUACGGUAGUGCUGCUGGUGCAUACGGUGGUGGCUCCCGCGGCGGUGCCGGCUGGUGGAACGAUUAAG